AUGUGAGAGUGAGUGUCAUUAGAAUCAAAUGGCAGCCAUUGCCAGCACACUCCUUCUUUCUUUCUCAACUGUAUCUUCGUCUUCUCUCUUUCUCACCAGAAUCACUUCUCGUUUCUCUUUCGCUGCACCGCUUCCUCUGCGUUCCAACCACACCAAGCACAUGGCUCACACUCUCGCUCGCGCCACUGCCACUCUCGGCCUUACUCACCCUUCCAACACCGAUUCCCCCAAGAUCUCUUUUGCUGCUAAGGAGGUUGAUGUCACUGAAUGGAACGGAGACAUCCUUGCAGUGGGUGUUACUGAGAAAGACUUGGCUAAGGAUGGGAAAUCGGGAUUUGAGAAUCCGAUUUUGAAAAAGAUUGACUCCAAGUUGGGUGGUUUGUUAGCUGAAGCGUCCUCUGAAGAGGAUUUCUCAGGCAAAGCUGGCCAAUCAACGGUUCUUAGAAUUACCGGCCUUGGGUCGAAGAGGAUUGGCUUGAUUGGGCUUGGACAGUCCACUUCCACUACCGCAGCUUUUAAGACUUUUGGUGAGGCUGUUGCAGCUGCUGCAAAGUCUGCUCAAGCAAGCAAUGUCGCCGUUGUUCUCGCCUCUUCUGAAGGACUUUCUAAAGAAACAAAGCUCAGCACUGCUUAUGCAAUCGCCACUGGGACUGCGCUGGGAAUAUUUGAGGAUAACAGGUACAAGUCGGAAUCAAAGAAAUCAGCGCUUAGCUCAGUUGACAUUAUCGGCCUUGGAACUGGACCUGAAUUGGAGAAGAAACUUAAGUAUGCAGGAGAUGUUUCCUCCGGUAUAAUUUUUGGAAGGGAGCUUGUAAAUUCUCCUGCUAAUGUGCUCACACCAGGGGUGUUGGCAGAAGAGGCAUCAAAGAUUGCUUCUGAAUAUAGUGAUGUUUUUACUGCUAAAAUAUUGAAUGCUGAACAAUGUAAGGAAUUGAAAAUGGGAUCCUAUCUGGGUGUUGCUGCAGCAUCAGAAAAUCCUCCACAUUUUAUCCAUCUAUGUUAUAAACCUCCAAGUGGAACUGUCAAUGUCAAGUUGGCAUUGGUUGGAAAGGGUUUGACUUUUGACAGUGGUGGCUACAACAUCAAGACUGGACCUGGCUGUUCAAUUGAACUCAUGAAAUUUGAUAUGGGUGGUUCAGCUGCCGUUUUGGGUGCAGCGAAAGCUCUUGGUCAAAUCAAACCUCUUGGAGUUGAGGUUCAUUUUGUAGUUGCAGCUUGUGAGAAUAUGAUUAGUGGAAAAGGUAUGAGGCCUGGAGACAUUGUCACAGCUUCAAAUGGAAAGACUAUAGAGGUUAACAACACUGAUGCGGAGGGUAGGCUUACCUUGGCAGAUGCUCUGGUAUAUGCUUGUAACCAAGGUGUUGAGAAGAUUGUUGACCUGGCAACUUUAACUGGGGCAUGUGUGGUUGCUCUUGGACCCUCAAUUGCAGGUAUCUUUACACCCAGUGAUGAGCUGGCAAAAGAAGUUGUUGAAGCCUCUGAGGUGAGUGGGGAGAAACUAUGGAGGAUGCCAUUAGAAGAUAGUUACUGGGAGUCGAUGAAAUCAGGAGUCGCUGAUAUGGUUAACACUGGUGGUCGACAAGGCGGUGCUAUUACUGCCGCCCUUUUCCUAAAACAGUUUGUUGAUGAAAAGGUUCAAUGGAUGCAUAUCGACUUGGCCGGUCCGGUAUGGAACGAGAAGAAACGUUCAGCAACAGGAUUCGGUGUUGCUACUUUAGUAGAAUGGGUUUUGAAAAAUGCCUCUCAAAAGUGAACUGAUAAUUGAUAUCUUCAAAUCUUGUUAUAUGGUGAGUGAAUUAGAGAGGAUGAGAUAAAUGCAUCUUGUGGUGUUCUUGGUUCAAUGGGUUUGGUUUUAUGAAUAAGGUAUUUAGGGGGAAUGUAAAAGGGGGUCAGAGGAGGAGGCAUAUUUCAUUGUAUUCAAACUUUUUUUCUGUUUUUGACUUAGUUCAGAAUUCCAUUAGUUUCUUGGCAGUUUGGUUUUAUUUUUCCUACCGGCCAUUUGUGAUUCUUACAUCUCCAUUACAGUGUCCUCAAGUGAAAUUGGUGCAUUAUGCAUA
This is a messenger RNA of Arachis ipaensis, 2057 nucleotides long. Its product is annotated as leucine aminopeptidase 1. Gene Ontology annotation, cellular component: cytoplasm. Gene Ontology annotation, biological process: proteolysis. The record is from RefSeq and is a predicted model, not a curated record. Gene Ontology annotation, molecular function: metalloaminopeptidase activity; manganese ion binding. Lineage: Eukaryota; Viridiplantae; Streptophyta; Magnoliopsida; Fabales; Fabaceae.